Messenger RNA from Mangifera indica (mango), 4125 nucleotides. RefSeq names its product 5-oxoprolinase. Gene Ontology annotation, cellular component: cytosol. Gene Ontology annotation, molecular function: 5-oxoprolinase (ATP-hydrolyzing) activity. Gene Ontology annotation, biological process: glutathione metabolic process. Bases 177 to 3986 code for a protein of 1269 amino acids. NCBI's taxonomy places the organism in Eukaryota, Viridiplantae, Streptophyta, Magnoliopsida, Sapindales, Anacardiaceae. The transcript is spliced from 2 exons. The record is from RefSeq and is a predicted model, not a curated record.
CUAAUCAUCAUUAUCAAGGGAGAUUAGCCUCCUCCUCUCCCUGCGAAUUUUCAGCAAACUAGUAAAUAGCUACUUGAUUGAGCCCGUCUUUCUAAUAUAACAUCAGCAACAUCCUACGCUCGAUCAACUUCUCGCGGGUCUCUCUCUGCCCAUCUUUGCCUGGUUUGAGCAUAAAAAUGGGAAGUGUCAGUGAAGAGAAGCUUAGGUUUUGUAUUGACAGAGGGGGCACAUUCACUGAUGUUUAUGCUGAGAUCCCUGGUCAGGCCGAUGGUCAGGUUUUGAAGCUUUUGUCUGUUGACCCAGCAAACUACGAUGAUGCUCCAGUUGAGGGCAUUCGGAGGAUCCUUGAAGAAUAUACAGGGGAGAAGAUUCCUCGAACAUCCAAAAUCCCCACAGAUAAGAUAGAGUGGAUAAGAAUGGGUACCACUGUGGCAACAAAUGCACUUUUAGAGAGAAAGGGAGAAAGGAUUGCUCUGUGUGUGACACAAGGCUUUAAGGAUCUGCUGCAGAUUGGUAACCAGGCUCGCCCUAAUAUUUUUGAUCUUACUGUAUCAAAACCAUCAAAUCUUUAUGAAGAUGUUAUAGAGGUUGAGGAGAGAGUUGAGCUUGUACUUGACAAGGAGAAUGAUAAACAAGAUUCUUCUGCAUCCUUAGUACAAGGAGUGUCAGGGGAACUAGUAAGGGUUGUGAAGCCUCUCAAUGAAAAUGCUUUGAAGCCAUUAUUGGAAGGCUUGUUGGAGAAAGGGAUUAGCUGUUUGGCUGUUGUAUUGAUGCAUUCCUAUACCUAUCCACAACAUGAAAUAGCUUUGGAGAAAUUAGCUGUGAACUUGGGCUUCAGACAUGUGUCCUUAUCUUCAGCUUUGACUCCAAUGGUCCGUGCUGUUCCUCGGGGUCUGACUGCCAGUGUGGAUGCAUACCUUACCCCAGUCAUUAAAGAGUAUUUAUCUGGUUUCAUAUCCAAAUUUGAUGAAGGACUGGGUAAGGUGAAUGUUUUAUUUAUGCAAUCAGAUGGAGGACUUGCACCGGAAAGUAGAUUUUCGGGGCACAAAGCAGUAUUGUCAGGUCCUGCCGGUGGAGUCGUUGGUUAUUCACAGACACUUUUUGGACUUGAAACGGAGAAGCCUCUCAUUGGGUUUGACAUGGGUGGUACAUCUACAGAUGUGAGUCGAUAUGCUGGAAGUUAUGAGCAAGUCCUUGAAACCCAGAUUGCUGGUGCCAUAAUACAAGCACCUCAACUUGACAUAAACACUGUUGCUGCCGGUGGUGGAUCAAAGUUGAAGUUCCAAUUUGGGGCCUUUCGUGUGGGACCAGAAUCGGUUGGUGCACACCCAGGUCCUGUAUGUUACAGGAAAGGAGGGGAAUUGGCAGUUACAGAUGCAAACUUGAUUUUGGGAUUUGUUAUUCCUGAUUUUUUUCCAUCCAUAUUUGGCCCCAGUGAAGAUCAGCCCUUAGAUAUCAAUUCAACUAGAGAAAAAUUUCAGGAGCUUGCAAGGGAAAUAAAUUCUUACAGGAAGGGCCAGGAUUCAUCUGUAAAAGAUAUGACAGUAGAGGAGAUUGCACUGGGUUUUGUCAAUGUUGCUAAUGAGACUAUGUGCCGUCCAAUACGGCAGUUAACUGAAAUGAAAGGCCAUGAAACAAGGAACCAUGCUCUUGGAUGCUUUGGAGGUGCUGGACCACAACACGCUUGUGCUAUUGCCAGGUCUUUGGGCAUGAAAGAAGUGCUCAUUCACAGGUUCUGUGGGAUCUUAAGUGCAUAUGGAAUGGGAUUAGCGGAUGUUGUUGAAGAGGCGCAGGAACCAUAUUCUGCUGUUUAUGGCCCUGAAUCUGUUUUGGAAGCUUCUCGCAGGGAAGACACAUUAUUGAAGCAAGUAAAGCAGAAGCUACAAGAGCAAGGGUUCAAAGAGGAAAAUGUUAGAACAGAGACAUAUUUAAAUUUGAGGUAUGAAGGUACAGAUACAGCCAUCAUGGUAAAGAAACAAAUAACUGAAGCUGGUUUGAGCUGUGACUAUGCUGUGGAAUUUGUGAACCUGUUCCAGCAGGAGUAUGGAUUUAAACUACAGAAAAGGAAUAUCCUUAUCUGUGAUGUCAGAGUUCGAGGUAUAGGAGUUACUAACAUAUUGAAGCCACAGGCCCUAAAGCCUGUUUCUGGUACCCCUAAAGUUGAAGGCCUCUACAAAGUUUACUUUGGAAAUGGAUGGCAUGGUACUCCUCUAUACAAGCUUGAGAAUCUAGGAUAUGGUCAUGCCUUUCCAGGGCCUGCAAUCAUCAUGAAUGGCAAUAGUACCGUGAUAGUAGAACCCAACUGCAAAGCUAUUAUUACUGAAUAUGGCAACAUCAAAAUUGAAAUUGAGUCUGCUUCAAGCACUGUGAAAGUAGCUGAAGAGGUUGCAGAUGUUGUGCAGCUUUCAAUCUUCAAUCACAGGUUUAUGGGAAUAGCUGAGCAGAUGGGACGAACGCUUCAAAGAACUUCCAUAUCCACAAAUAUCAAGGAACGAUUGGAUUUUUCUUGUGCUCUGUUUGGUCCUGAUGGUGGACUAGUUGCUAAUGCCCCUCAUGUCCCUGUUCAUCUGGGGGCCAUGUCCAGUACAGUACAGUGGCAGCUAAAGUAUUGGGGUGAUAAUUUGAAUGAAGGUGAUGUAUUGGUCACCAAUCAUCCAUGUGCUGGAGGUAGCCAUCUUCCUGAUAUUACUGUUAUUACACCUGUUUUUGAUCAUGGUGAACUAGUAUUUUUUGUGGCAAGUAGAGGACAUCAUGCAGAGAUAGGGGGUAUCACUCCUGGAAGUAUGCCUCCCUUUUCAAAGUCCAUAUGGGAAGAAGGUGUGGCUAUAAAAGCAUUUAAGCUUGUGGAGAAGGGGGUUUUUCAAGAAGAAGGAAUUACAAAACUUUUCCAAUUUCCUUGUUCUGAUGAGACAGCCCAUAAAAUUCCAGGGACACGGCAGCUUCAAGAUAAUUUAUCAGAUCUUCGAGCACAAGUAGCUGCUAACCAGAGAGGAAUUUCCCUUAUUAAAGAGCUAAUUGACCAAUAUGGUUUGAAGACUGUUCAGGCUUACAUGACAUAUGUACAGCUUAAUGCUGAAGAAGCCGUGAGAGAGAUGCUCAAAUCAGUUGCUACUAAAGUAUCAUCUCAGUCUGCUCAGCUUGAGGGGAGAAAUUCUAUAUCCAUAGAAGAAGAGGACUACAUGGAUGAUGGGUCUAUCAUUCAUUUGAAACUGACAAUUGACCCAGAUAAAUGGGAAGCCUUUUUUGAUUUUAGUGGGACUAGCUCAGAAGUGUAUGGGAAUUGGAAUGCACCAGAAGCAGUGACUGCUGCUGCAGUCAUAUACUGCCUUCGGUGCUUGGUAGAUGUUGACAUUCCUCUCAAUCAGGGUUGUCUGGCUCCAGUUAAAAUCCACAUCCCUCCAGGCUCAUUCCUAUCUCCGAGUGAUAAGGCUGCUGUUGUUGGAGGUAAUGUUCUAACAUCUCAGAGAAUCACUGAUGUCGUACUUACUGCAUUUCAGGCUUGUGCUUGUUCCCAAGGUUGUAUGAAUAAUCUCACAUUUGGAGAUGAUACUUUUGGUUAUUAUGAAACAAUUGGAGGUGGCAGUGGAGCCGGUCCGUCAUGGAAUGGGACAAGUGGAGUUCAAUGCCAUAUGACCAACACAAGAAUGACUGAUCCUGAGAUAUUUGAACAAAGAUAUCCGGUUCUUUUGCAUAAAUUUGAAUUGAGAAAAAACAGUGGGGGCGCUGGACUUCAUAGAGGGGGUGACGGGCUUGUGAGGGAUAUAGAGUUCAGGCGCCCGGUAGUGGUGAGCAUUCUCUCAGAGAGACGUGUUCAUGCACCAAGAGGUUUGAAAGGAGGAAAAGAUGGAGCUCGUGGGGCUAAUUACCUUAUUACAAAGGACAAACGAAGAGUCUACCUUGGAGGUAAAAACACAGUUGAGGUAAAUGCUGGAGAAAUUCUUCAGAUUUUAACUCCUGGUGGCGGAGGAUGGGGUUCUCCUGUUUGAUUCAUUUUCUUUAGCAAGUUGCAGGAAAAGUUUGAUGGCUGUUUGAAAUUGUUAUUUGUAUUGAGCAAAUUAUUAAUAUAAUAUGUGCAGGAAUGACGAUCUCUUUUCAGUCAAUAAAUAAGUUAUGCCUUCUAGUUUA